Messenger RNA from Rangifer tarandus platyrhynchus (Svalbard reindeer), 531 nucleotides. The record is from the annotation of a GenBank genome assembly. Lineage: Eukaryota; Metazoa; Chordata; Mammalia; Artiodactyla; Cervidae.
AUGGGGAAGAGGGUGCCGUUCUUUGCCCUCCGGGGUCCAGCCCAGGCUGAGUGUGAGGCUCCUGGGCCGACCGUGUGGAGGACGCCACAGAACCUCUUUUCUCUGGGGCCCCCAUUCCCACCCCCAAGAGAUGCGUCCCUGGCGGCCCCGGCACCCGCCCCGUCUGCCCUCUGUGGCAGAGGUGGGGCGAGCUGGGGCCUGCCCAGCAUCCCCCGGAAAUGUCGGCCGCCUUUGGGGGUGUGGGUGUGUCAGCAGAGUGACGCAGGCACCCUGGGGGUCCUCCUCGGGCGUCCCCCCAGUGGUGGGUUUGUAGGUCUGCCCCCCACCCUGUGCCCAGCCUGCCCUGCUGCCCUGCACCACUCUAGAGCCCAGGAUGGGGCCCUUCGGGGGCUGGACUCGGGGGCCGGCUGCCCGUAUAGCACUGAGGGCCCCCGGCCGCCCCUCCCCAAGCCAGAAGCCCCCGGCCUCCAGGCACCCCCACCCCGGGCCCUGGGGCCGAGCCCCCUGUCUUCUCGGGCGCUGUCAUCGUAA